Messenger RNA from Oncorhynchus masou masou (cherry salmon), 6144 nucleotides. RefSeq names its product short transient receptor potential channel 4-like. Gene Ontology annotation, cellular component: plasma membrane; cation channel complex. NCBI's taxonomy places the organism in Eukaryota, Metazoa, Chordata, Actinopteri, Salmoniformes, Salmonidae. Gene Ontology annotation, molecular function: store-operated calcium channel activity; inositol 1,4,5 trisphosphate binding; protein binding. The transcript is spliced from 15 exons. Gene Ontology annotation, biological process: calcium ion transmembrane transport; regulation of cytosolic calcium ion concentration. The record is from RefSeq and is a predicted model, not a curated record. Bases 1 to 3333 code for a protein of 1110 amino acids.
AUGGAGGAGGAAGGAGACUAUGCCUCAGUCAAACAGGCUCUAGAGGUAGGGAUGAAGGGACGAGAGGAAAGGAGGAGGGAGGAAGGAGACUACGCCUCAGUCAAACAGGCUCUAGAGGUAGGGAUGAAGGGACGAGAGGAAAGGAGGAGGGAGGAAGGAAGGGAGGGGAUGGAGGAGGAAGGAGACUAUGCCUCAGUCAAACAGGCUCUAGAGGUAGGGAUGAAGGGACGAGAGGAAAGGAGGAGGGAGGAAGGAGACUACGCCUCAGUCAAACAGGCUCUAGAGGUAGGGAUGAAGGGACGAGAGGAAAGGAGGAGGGAGGAAGGAGACUACGCCUCAGUCAAACAGGCUCUAGAGGUAGGGAUGAAGGGACGAGAGGAAAGGAGGGGGGAGGAAGGAAGGGAGGGGAUGGAGGAGGAAGGAGACUAUGCCUCAGUCAAACAGGCUCUAGAGGUAGUGAGGCAGGGACGAGAGGAAAGGAGGAGGGAGGAAGGAGACUACGCCUCAGUCAAACAGGCUCUAGAGGUAGGGAUGAAGGGACGAGAGGAAAGGAGGAGGGAGGAAGGAGACUACGCCUCAGUCAAACAGGCUCUAGAGGUAGGGAUGAAGGAACGAGAGGAAAGGAGGAGGGAGGAAGGAGACUAUGCCUCAGUCAAACAGGCUCUAGAGGAGGCAGAGAUCUACUUCCGGAUCAACAUUAACUGUAUAGACCCGUUGGGCCGCACAGCUCUGCUGAUCGCUAUUGAGAAUGAGAACCUCGAGAUUAUAGAACUGCUGCUCAGCUAUAACGUGUACAUCGGUGAUGCUCUCCUACACGCCAUCCGUAAAGAGGUGGUGGGGGCCGUGGAAAUGCUGCUCAACCACAAGAAGCCCAGCGGGGAGAAACAGGUUCCUCCCAUCCUAUUGGACAAGCAGUUCUCUAACUUUACUCCUGACAUCACACCCAUCAUCCUGGCAGCUCACACCAACAACUAUGAGAUCAUCAAACUGCUGGUGCAGAAGGGGGUGUCCAUGCCCCAGCCACAUGAGGUGCGCUGUAACUGCAUGGAGUGCGUGUCCAGCUCUGAUGUGGAUAGUCUGCGUCACUCCCGCUCACGUCUCAACAUCUACAAGGCCCUGGCCAGCCCAUCACUCCUGGCCCUCUCCAGUGAAGACCCUUUCCUCACAGCCUUCCAGCUUUCCUGGGAACUCCAGGAACUCAGCAAGGUGGAGAAUGAGUUUAUGUCGGAGUAUGAAGAGUUAUCUCAGCAGUGUAAACAGUUUGCCAAGGACCUGUUGGACCAAACCAGAAGUUCUAGAGAACUAGAGCUGAUCCUGAACUACAGAGAUGACAUCAACCCUCUACUGGAUGAGAACACCAACGAUCUGGCCAGACUCAAACUGGCUAUCAAAUACACACAGAAAGAGUUUGUAGCCCAGCCUAACUGUCAGCAGCUGCUUGCAUCUCGUUGGUACGAUGAGUUCCCUGGGUGGAGGCGUCGUCACUGGGCAGUGAAGUUCCUAACCUGUGUCUUCAUCGGCCUCCUCUUCCCCCUCUUAUCCUUCUGCUACCUGGUCUCUCCUAAGAGCCGCUAUGGACACUUCAUCAGGCAACCCUUCAUCAAGUUUAUCUGCCACACAACGUCGUAUCUUACCUUCCUGUUCCUCCUGCUGCUGGCCUCCCAGCACAUCGUCUCUACAGACCCUAACAGACAGGGGCCGCCUCCUACUGUGGUGGAAUGGAUGAUACUACCCUGGGUACUGGGCUUCAUCUGGGCAGAGAUUAAACAGAUGUGGGAUGGAGGGUUCCAGGACUACAUCCAUGACUGGUGGAACCUCAUGGACUUUGUUAUGAACUCUCUGUACCUGGCUACCAUCUCUUUGAAGUUCGUUGCCUAUGUCAAGUACAGUGGCUUCAGGGCCAGAAAUGAAUGGCAGAUGUGGCAUCCUACCCUGGUAGCAGAGGCUGUGUUUGCCAUCGCUAACAUCUUCAGCUCCAUCCGCCUCAUCUCUCUGUUUACAGCUAACUCACACCUGGGACCUCUACAGAUCUCUCUGGGCAGGAUGCUGCUGGACAUCCUUAAGUUCCUGUUUAUCUACUGCCUGGUGCUCCUGGCCUUCGCUAACGGGCUCAACCAGCUCUACUUCUACUACGAGACAGACGAGGGACUGAAGGGAUGCAAGGGCAUCCGCUGCGCAACACAGAACAACGCUUUCUCAACGUUGUUUGAGACGCUCCAGUCGUUGUUCUGGUCUAUCUUUGGGUUGAUCAGUCUGUAUGUGACCAACGUGGAGGCAGACCACCAGUUCACAGAGUUUGUAGGGGCCACCAUGUUUGGAACCUAUAAUGUCAUCUCUCUGGUGGUUCUACUCAACAUGCUGAUCGCCAUGAUGAACAACUCCUACCAACACAUCGCUGAUCAUGCAGACAUUGAGUGGAAGUUUGCAAGAACCAAGUUGUGGAUGAGUUACUUUGAAGAGGGGGGGACUCUGCCUUCUCCAUUCAACAUCAUCCCUAGCCCCAAGUCAAUCUGGUACUUCAUCUGCUGGAUCAAGAAACACAUCUUCAAGAUCACCAGGGCCAAGAAAACAGAAACAUUUGGAUCCAUAGGGAGACGGGCUGCCUUAAACGUAAGAACAAACCACCAGUAUCAGGAGGUUUUGAGGAACCUGGUGAAGAGAUAUGUAGCAGCCAUGAUCAGAGAUGCCAAGACAGAGGAAGGACUGACUGAGGAGAACUUUAAGGAGCUGAAGCAGGACAUCUCCAGCUUUAGGUAUGAGGUCCUGGGGAUGAUGAAGGGGAAGGUGGGGCCCGGGGGUGGGGGCGUGGCUCUAGCAGAAAGUAAACCCAGUGAAGAUGCAGGGGCCUCCAUUCUGGUCUACCCUGACCACUCCUUCAAGUACUCCCCCAAGUUUUCCCCAGCCACGCCGAAGACCAACAUGUUUCCCGACACCACAUCCAUACUCCAGCAGAGGGCAGCCCUCUCCUCCACCUCCUCCACAUCCCCUUCCACCUCUCAGGGCUUGAACCGACUGGUCAACGGCUCUGUGGUACCCUCUUGGGCCUCCACUGACACCUCCUCCAGCCCCACCUCCUCCACUCCCAUCUCCUCUUCCUCCUCCACUCCCAUCUCCUCUUCCUCCUCCACUCCCAUCCAUGCCUCCACCAAAGACAGGCUGGCCAGGAAAGACUUUCCCAAAGUUAUCUGUGACUUUGGGCUCUACUCUGUGUCUGAGGAGAUGGGAGAAGUUGACCUGGAGGAGCUGGACUGUGAUGGAGAGAAGGAGGAGCAGGGUGGAGCGAGGGAGAGGACGUGUACAGAGAAGGAAGACAAUGAAGGGAGGGGAGAGUGAAGAGAGAAGGAGGAGCAGGGUGGAGCGAGGGAGAGGACGUGUACAGAGAAGGAAGAAAAUUAAGAGAGGGGAGAGUGAAGAGAGAGAGUCCACGUUAAAACAGACGGUUGAGGAUGAGAUGUAGAAGGACUUAUUUUAAUGUAUCAUUAUGAUGCGUCUUCUUGGAGGCCUGUGUAGUAGCUCGCCUUGCUUCUCCAGAACCAAUUCAGCUCUCAGACUAAUAUAUUCUGGUCUAUAAGACAGAAUGUAUAAGCUGGAAAACAGGAGACAAGAAGUCUGUUUCUUGGUCUGUGUCCCAAAUAGCACCCUAUUCUCUAUAUAGUGCACUGCAUUUGACCAGGGGACAAAAGGGCUCUGGCCAAAAGUUGCGCACUGUGUAGGGAAUAGGAUGUCAUGUGGAACAAGCAGAUAAGACGUCAUUCUCCGACCAGGAUUUCUGAAAAACCUGGGAAUUUGGGGAAAGUUACUGGAGUUUUGCCAACCUAUACUGUACGUGAUAGAACUAUCAGUAUUUUAUUAACAGACCCUGUCUCUGCUACUUCUCCCAGUCAGCCCCCUGCUAUUUGCAAAACAAUCCUUUGCCAUAAUGUAUAAUGGAAAACGCUAAUAAAUCUUGCAGGUAGAUCUAUACAAUGUCACACAUUGGCAAAUAAGUAGUUGGAUGAUGCUGUCUAGUCUAUUAUCUCGGGUGUUUCCCAAAAGGCACCUUAUUCCCUAUAUAGUGCACUACUUUUGACCAGAGUCCUAUGGGGCAACACCUGGAGUAGUAUGCAGGUGUUCGCAGCGCUACUCCUGAUGCUCGCAGGGCUACUCCUGAUGCUCGCAGGGCUACUCCUGAUGCUUGCAGGGCUACUCCUGAUGCUUGCAGCGCUACUCCUGAUGCUCGCAGGGCUACUCCUGAUGCUUGCAGCGCUACUCCUGAUGCUCACAGGGCUACUCCUGAUGCUCGCAGGGCUACUCCUGAUGCUCGCAGGGCUACUCCUGAUGCUUGCAGCGCUACUCCUGAUGCUCACAGGGCUACUCCUGAUGCUCGCAGCGCUACUCCUGAUGCUCGCAGCGCUACUCCUGAUGCUCGCAGCGCUACUCCUGAUGUUCGCAGCGCUACUCCUGAUGCUUGCAGGGCUACUCCUGAUGCUCGCAGGGCUACUCCUGAUGCUCGCAGCGCUACUCCUGAUGCUCGCAGCGCUACUCCUGAUGCUCACAGGGCUACUCCUGAUGCUCACAGGGCUACUCCUGAUGCUCACAGGGCUACUCCUGAUGCUCGCAGGGCUACUCCUGAUGCUCGCAGGGCUACUCCUGAUGCUCGCAGCGCUACUCCUGAUGCUCGCAGCGCUACUCCUGAUGCUCACAGGGCUACUCCUGAUGCUCACAGGGCUACUCCUGAUGCUCACAGGGCUACUCCUGAUGCUCGCAGGGCUACUCCUGAUGCUCGCAGGGCUACUCCUGAUGCUUGCAGGGCUACUCCUGAUGCUUGCAGCGCUACUCCUGAUGCUUGCAGCGCUACUCCUGAUGCUCGCAGGGCUACUCCUGAUGCUUGCAGCGCUACUCCUGAUGCUUGCAGGGCUACUCCUGAUGCUUGCAGGGCUACUCCUGAUGCUCGCAGGGCUACUCCUGAUGCUUGCAGGGCUACUCCUGAUGCUCGCAGCGCUACUCCUGAUGCUCGCAGCGCUACUCCUGAUGCUUGCAGCGCUACUCCUGCCCCCCUCCAACCAAGCCUUCACAUGCCCUGUCUGCCACUGCAGCUGGAAAUCCAGGAUUGGGCUCCACUAUCACCAGAAGACCAGAAGUAGGGCCUACAGAAGAUUGGUUUUCUAUGCAAGCGAGUAAGACCUUUAGAAGCAACGUUUUCUUUCAAGUGAAAUCCCACAAGAGAUGCUAUACUGUACAUGUAGGGGAGAGUGGGGUAAGUUGAGCCCCGCUUGUUUCUUGGGAACCAUACACCAAAUUAAUAAUUGGACCAAAUGUUUAGGAAGAGGUAAUUUUAUGGAUUCUGUGAAGGAAAUUGGGAAAAUUAGUGAGCAAAAAUGGAUUUUCACCAAGUCAAAUAAAUGUAUUGUGUUAGAGGUUUCAUGAUGCUUGUAUCUAAACAAAAGUAGAUAAUUUUAAGAUUGUUCUAUACAUCAGUUUAGGUUAUAUGCUGCAAUAUGAAGUCCUAAACCUAGCAUGAAAGUACAUCCUAGUAGCUGUGUUGGCUAAUAUGUCAAAAUGUUUGCCUUGGUGUAGGUUGACCUAAUGGCAAGUUGAGCAAAUUGAAAUGUUUUCUUCCCAGGCCUAUUGCAAGGCAUUAUCGCUGUGAUAGGCCAGUCCCUGUUGUUACCUCCUAUGUUAAUAGUGCUUUAAAAUGUACAUUGCUUUUAAGGUGUUAAGCCUCUGUUAAAAGAUGCUUAAACUUAUUUAAAGACAAAAAAGUGAUUUUAAUUGUGUUAAAGAUAGACAUGGUGUCACGCCCUGGUCUUAGUAUUUUGUGUUUUCUUUAUUAUUUUGGUCAGGCCAGGGUGUGACAUGGGUUUAUUAUGUGGUGUGUUUUGUCUUGGGUUUUUUGUAGGUGUCGGGAUUGUGAAUUAGUUGGGUUAUCUAGAAAAGUCUCUGGUUGCCUGAAGUGGUUCUCAAUCAGAGGCAGGUGUUUAUCGUUGUCUCUGAUUGGGAACCAUAUUUAGGCAGCCAUAUUCUUUGAGUGUUUGGUGGGUGAUUGUUCCUGUUCCUGUGUUAGUUUGCACCAGUUUAGGCUGUUUCGGUUUUCACGUUACGUUUAUUGUUUUUGUAUUGAUUCGUGUUUCCUUUGUUUCAUUAAAACAUGAAUCUAAAUAGCCA